Besnoitia besnoiti is the source of this 2277-nucleotide messenger RNA. RefSeq lists its product as uncharacterized. Gene Ontology annotation, molecular function: serine-type exopeptidase activity; dipeptidyl-peptidase activity. Gene Ontology annotation, biological process: proteolysis. Lineage: Eukaryota; Apicomplexa; Conoidasida; Eucoccidiorida; Sarcocystidae. Bases 1 to 2277 code for a protein of 758 amino acids. The record is from RefSeq and is a predicted model, not a curated record. The transcript has 10 exons.
AUGCGCGUACCUUGCCCGCUGCCUCAUGCUGGCUGCCCUUCGUUCGAGAGGAAAGGCUCCGUUCAACGGAGCCGCGUCUCUCUUCGGUCUUUGCUCGUUUGCUGCCUUGGCUUUGCGUGCCUUUCGCUUUUUCUCUCGGCCGUCGAAGUCGGGGCGACCGGCUGGUUUUUCCGCUUCCUGCCGCUCCAGAGACUCGAGCAUGCGCGCCUCCACGCCUUGAAGCAGCAGCAGGCGCGAGCGACUGGAGGCGGAGGCGGAGACAGGGGAACACAGGCCGCCUCCUCUCUCCGGAGUCCAGGCCCUGCCUCGCUGACCGGCUUCUUUCGGCGCUUUGUUCUCGCGUUCCAAAGGUCUGCGAGCCGUGCGCAAGUCGUGCUCGCAUGGCGACACCGCAGCGAGGCUGCAGGCCGGCCCGAGGGGGAGGCGGAAGAGCGGCGAGGCGCGAGCGAGCCGCGAGAGAGAGCGCCGCGAGCCACUGAGAAGCCGGAGGCAGGCGAGACAGAGACACUGCGCUUCGAAGAGGGCUGGUUCGAACAGCCCCUCGACCACGGAAAUCCUCUUGUCUUCAACCGCCCGAGUCACGAAGCCUGGAAACAGAAGUUCUUCAGCGCCAAGAGGGAGCGGCGAGGCGCCGCGCCGAACUGCUACUCUAGCGCAGCAAAAAAUGCAGAGAAAAAUGGCGGCAAAUCAGGGAAAAACAUCCAAAGCGAGGACGAGAAGGAAGGGUCUGCAGGCCGCAAGCGCCAGAUGCGAGAGAACUUUAGUGCGGGAAAUGAAAAGGAAACGGAAAAAGAAAACUGCCACAGAGAGCCGAUUCGGCCUAUUUUCGUUUACAUCGGCGGAGAAGGGCCGCUCUCGUCAACGGACGUUAGAGAAGGCCUUAUCGCCGAAAUGGGCGAUGUAUUCGGAGCGGAUCUGUACGCGCUGGAGCAUCGGUACUACGGCGCCUCGCAUCCGCGCCCGGACUCGACAGUCGCGAAUCUCCAGUGGCUCACUUCGCAUCAGGCGCUGGGGGACCUCGCGGCCUUCGUCGCGUACGUGAAGCGGGACGCGGCAGAGUCGCACGCGGAGGAUCUCAGUCCAGCGGACAUUCCGGUGAUUGUGUUUGGCUGCUCAUAUCCUGGUUCCCUCGCAGCGUACGCGCGAUCCAAGUACCCCGCCUCGAUUCUGGGCGCGAUUGCAUCUUCCGCCCCGGUGCAAGCUUCGGCGGCCUUCACGGCCUUCGACGCAACUGUCGGCCGCGUGCUGCCCGCCGCCUGUCGGGACCGAGUGAAGGCGGCGACCGCGGUGGUGCAGCGGAGAGUCUUUGCCGGCGACGCCGAGGCGGCGGAAACCGCGGCGAAGUUCGGAUGUGGCGCGGACGUCCCCAUGAAGACACACGACCAGCGCGUGGCGCUUCUCUACGUCAUUGCCGAUGCUGUCGCAGAGUCGGUUCAGUACAACCGCUAUCCCAAGCGGCCGUGGAUCGAGAAGGUCUGCUCAUGCUUCCCUGAGGACGCGGACUCGGAACCCGAGACCGGUGCGGCCGUGUCUCGCGAAGGAGAGGAAGAGGAGAAGGAAAACGCCAGGCGCGGCGACGAGGCAGCAGCCGAAGAAGCACGCGCAGCGCGGCGGGACGACAGGCUCGUUGACGGUCUCGCGAAGGCCGUACAGCUGAUGCUUGGCGAGCUGAAACUGACAUGCAAGGACUCGAACAUGCUGCAGCUGACAGACACGCGAUUAGGGCCGCAGGCAUCGAGCAGCGCCCGUCUGUGGAUGUGGCAAAGCUGCGCCGAGUACGGCUUCUGGCAGGUGGCUUUCAAGAACAGCGUCCGGUCCCCCCUGAUCGACCUUAAGUGGCACAUGCGCAUGUGCAAUGCGCUCUUUCCUCUUCCGGCAGGGAGUGAGUUCAGCACAGACGUGGUCAGCGAAACGAACGUGUGGACGGGCGACAAGACGCUGGCGGGCGUCGGCGCUGCGACAAACAUCCACUUCACAAACGGAGAAUAUGACCCCUGGGCGCCUCUCUCGGUUACUGAGGUCCCGCCGCGUGCAGCAGUGCGCCAGGGCCUCUCUUCCUUCAUUGUGCAGAACGGCAGUCACUGCAACGACUUCUACGCGUACGAGGAGGGCACAGAGCCUCUGCCUGUCAUGGAGGCGAAGGCGCGCAUUCAGCACGCGAUUCGCCUCUGGCUGGAGGAGUUUCGCGCGAGUCGCCAGCAGCUGAGAGAGAAGAAAGCGAAAGCAGAAACGUCGCACCUUUCCUCUUCAGCUGCACCUGCAGAAAGCGAGCUCUGA